Molecule: messenger RNA, 10865 nt
Organism: Corythoichthys intestinalis (scribbled pipefish)
Lineage: Eukaryota; Metazoa; Chordata; Actinopteri; Syngnathiformes; Syngnathidae
Gene: hic1
Product: hypermethylated in cancer 1
Exons: 2
Coding region: 155-2407 (750 amino acids)
Biological process (GO): regulation of transcription by RNA polymerase II
Cellular component (GO): nucleus
Molecular function (GO): DNA-binding transcription factor activity, RNA polymerase II-specific; protein binding
Source: RefSeq, a predicted model, not a curated record
AAGUGGGUGGGAGGGAGGACGGACGUGAGCCCGCGGACGAGCGCUUUCGUAUCAAUUAAUAAUGAUAAAAAAAGAGCUGGUGAAAAGGACGCUGGCAUGGCUCUGUGGAGGCUGGCACUCGGGACGUCAGAUAUGACUGCGGCAGCUUGCUGACAUGAUCAUUGAGGCAGAUUCGGAUGGGAUGGCAGUAGACAUCGGGCAUGCAGGUGGAGGACUGAAGACGAUGCUGGAUGCCAUGGAAGUACCAAGUCACGCGAGGGAUCUCCUGCUGCAGCUCAACAGCCAGCGCACCAAAGGAUUUCUGUGCGAUGUCAUCAUCGUGGUCCAGAACGCUUUAUUCCGGGCACACAAGAACAUUCUGGCAGCCAGCAGCCUCUACUUGAAGUCCUUGGUGGUCCACGACAAUUUAAUCAACCUCGACCACGAGAUGGUGAGUCCUGGGGUCUUCCGGGUCAUUCUGGACUACAUCUACACGGGCCGCCUCACAGACGGGGACCCCUCAUCUCCCACCGAACCCAACCUGGGUGCCGUUUUGGCCGCGGCCAGCUACCUGCAGCUGCUCGAUUUAGUAGCUUUGUGCAAAAAGAAACUGAAAAGAAAUGGCAAGUACCCUCCUCGCACUACUCCGGCAUUCCUGCCAUAUGCAAAAAUGGGCGGUAUGGGUCUAGGCAGUGGAGGCCGAUACAGGGUUUCCACUCCUGUUAUCCAAACAUGUCCUCCCGGGGGAAUUAUGAACAGCCACACACCUCGGCCUCCACCGCUUGAAGAGCUGGUUCCCCAUCGGCUGGCCAUCCAUGCUGGCGAGCUUUACGCUCCCACCUCUACCCAAGGCCCCCAAUCCUUCCCGUCCAUGCAGUCGGUGAUGCCGGCUCAGCACGGCCUGCGCCCGGCGCUUCCAGAUAGAAACUGCUCCCCAAACUAUGGCCUAGAUCUCUCCAAGAAGAGUCCUAACUCUCAGUCUCAGCACACUCCCUCCCAGUCCCAUGAGGUCAGCACCCACAAUGACGAUGAGCGAGAUGGGACUCCAAAUGGACACACCAGUCCUACGCAGGGAGCCAAUGGCAGGGCUUUCCCCUCUGAGAAAAUGGAGACAACUGAUCAGACGAGUGCUAUCACUCCGCCACGGUUUCCCCAUCAAAACCAGUCCCUUGGCCCUCACCUCCCUCACCUCCAUCGUAUGAGCUCACAGGGCGGCGAGCGCUUCCCAUGCCCACCGAGUCCGGACACACUCACCGAAGGUGGAGAGGCCGGAAGAGAGGUGGGAAAUAUCUACCGCUGGGUGAAACACGAGCCAUUACCGUACACAGCUGAGGAUGAGGAUGAAGAUGAGGACGAAGAUGAAGGAGGUGAAAAUGGAGAGCGACGGCACAACCAUCACAAAGAGGAGAGUGAGGGGCCGGACGACAAGAGCGGCUCCUGCACCGAGGAGACCGGCAGCAGCGAGGGCCGCCCGUCCCCUUCUGGACACAUGGGGAGGUUCCACGUUCCGUACGAGCCAGAGAGUUACGGGGACAAUCUGUACGUGUGCAUCCCCUGUGACAAGGGCUUCCCGAGCUCAGAGCAACUCAACGCACAUGUGGAGACUCACACGGAAGAGGAGCUGUUUGUCAACUCUGGCGGAGAGAUGGGAAAUGGCAACAACAACAAGAACAUCAGCAGCAGCACCAACGGCUAUAGCGGGUUAACUGGCGGCGGGACCCAUUUGGAGACUAAAUCCAGCCAGGCUUUGGUUUCAGGGUCCAUCGGGGAAAUGAUUCGUCCGUACCGGUGUUCAUCCUGCGACAAGUCCUACAAGGAUCCAGCCACUCUCCGGCAGCAUGAAAAGACCCACUGGCUCACCCGACCGUACCCGUGCAGCAUCUGUGGCAAGAAGUUCACGCAGCGCGGCACCAUGACACGCCACAUGCGCAGCCACCUGGGUCUCAAGCCCUUCGCCUGUGACUCCUGUGGCAUGCGCUUCACCCGCCAGUACCGCCUCACCGAGCACAUGCGCAUCCACUCUGGGGAGAAGCCGUAUGAGUGCCAAGUGUGCGGUGGGAAGUUUGCUCAGCAGCGCAACUUGAUCAGCCACAUGAAGAUGCACAGCAGCGGGGCGGCAGCGGGCGGUCUCACCUCCGAGGGCAAGCUGAAGCUGGACUUUGCGGAGGGCAUUUACCCCCUGAGCAAGUACACUGCCGAGCAUCUGGGGCUCAAGCAGGAAAAGGCAAAUGAGCUCCUCCUCCAGGCACAGCACCAGCUUGUGAACGACCCCAAGGCCAUGGAUAGCCUCUACCCGCUCUCCAAGCUGGCAUCAGAGCACCUCGGUGCUCUCGGCCAUGACAAGGUAGACAUCCUGUGCCAAGCCCUGCCGCCUUCCCAGCAGGCCCUCUCUGAGGCCCGCGCCAUUGACCGCUACUCCCCCAGCUAAGACCAAUGAUGACCACAUGCCACAUGCAGUAUUCUGACGCCAUUCACCUCACGUAAAUAACCCCUCUGCACCUCAGACUGUGUCGACUGUAAGUGCCUUUCUAUGCAUCUAACCUUUGAAGCCUCCUACAAGAAGGAGCACUGUGCCCAAGGAACACUCGCUUAACUGCAGUAUUUAUAUGUGUAUGUAUAAAACAAAACUAAACCAAAAAAACAACAAUUCCAGCCAUUGAGCCAAAGCAUCAAAUAUUUUUUAAAAAUGUGCUUAUUUAUUUUUUUGUAUUUUGUUAUCCAAAGAGAAGCUUAAACCCUUAAACCUGUGCUAUGAGAAACAAAAGGACAAGAUUCAGGGGCUUUGUCCAGAUCUGAGAGCGUCACCUCUUCUGGGCUUUAAAAUAAUGGGAGGUUUUCUUUCUUGAGUUUUCUUUAUUGUAGUAUUUGGGAGUCACUGAUGUUGUAGUGGUACACUCACCUGUCUUUUUGCAGGCAUGGGUUUUGUUCCCACUCAGUGACAGUGUGAAUGUGAUUGACUGUGAAUGGUUGUCUGUCUUUAGAUUUACCCUGGCUGUGAUUGACUGGCAACUAGUGCAGGCUGUAGUCUGCCUUUCACACAAAUUCAGCUGGUUUUGAAUCCAGUUUACCACAAUUUUGAACGGGAGAUGUGCUAUUGACAAUGCAUAUAUGGUUGGGUGGUGUUAAUUCGGGGUUAUUAAACACUUGAUAACUCUCCAUCUUAUUCCCACAUGCAGUGACUUCUAAUUUAUGUUUUCUAAAAAUCAUUUCAUUUUCUGACCCAAGCGUCAUUUUAAGUGAGGCGUGGCUUGAUGCAGCCUCGUGAUCUCAUAGCUGUGAAAUGAUAGCACAUACCCUACUGGUGAACACACAAAAAUCCCUCCCUAUCUGUCAAUGUGGGCGUCACCCUCUUAUGACAGGAGUAAUUGCCCUGUUCAAAUUGAUUAAUCGCACAACGCCAGUUGGGGAUUUGACCCUCUGGUGUCACGUCCGAGAGGCCCCACUACCGUUGACAUGCCAAAGUGAGUGUUUAACACACACGUGCCUUAUCUCCCCCUCUAUUUCACACACACUUAGCAAAGCCGCUAAUCUGUCAGCGAUACGAGCACGAGGGGCUGGGUUGUAGUCUGGCCCAGCUGUUGUGUGGUGGUAAUCCCUGUGAAAUCCCACUUUCUCCUGGACAAUUCAUGCACAUCGCAUGCCAUUUCAUGCCUGAUAUCCCCUCAGUGCUAGUUAAAAGAUGUAAUGCCUCAAUACCAUCCUUUCACUCAUUUCUAUGCCGAUAUCAAAGCCCCCCCAAAAUAACAGUGAACUGCUUUUUUCUUUUUUUUUUGCAUUUGGGGCCAAACAGCACUCAGAAAACAAAAGAGCACUUGAAAUAUGCGGGUUUGAAGGCACUUAUUUUUGUUCAAAUAUGAAUGUUUAUCCAUGAACUUUUGCCUCUCCACUUUCUUUUCGUCUCCACUUUCACCAGCCCUUAAUCCAGAUUGUCUGACCACUAUUGUGCCAACGUCAACCUUAGAGGGUGAAUGUGAAGCCAUAAACACACUGUGAUGGACUGAGUGACUUUUGUCUCAAAAAAGCUAACCCCAAAACACUCCUGUGCCUUCCUUUGAAAAAAUAAAAAAAAAUAAAAAAACUUAUUUUUAUGUAACAGUCAUUUUAAAGCAGUGGUGGGGAACGGUCUUAAAUAUAUGAAAAAAAAAUCAGGCAAGCGCUUAUGUUUUACUGUAAGUGUUUUUGGCUUUUUAUAGCAAUUCCUCCUAGUAUUUUGUAUUUCUUUUUAUAAUCCAUCUGCAUCAAUGUGUUCCCCACCACUGCUUUAAGGGGCUCCAGUUGUGUAGUAUCUGUCCAAUAGUAAACCUGUUGUUCCAUGUCACUUUUCUUCUCCAACCAAAGUAUUAGACACGAAAAUCGGUGCUUACCUCAGGACCAGACACAUGCACACACAAACUGCGCAAUUUUUCAGUUUUUAAACCUGUGGUUAUUGUCUCUUUAUACAUUAGGUUUUGCAGCAGAGCAAUGCCAUUUGAUAUUGCUCCUAUUUUUUUUUUUUUUUAAUUGUUAUCAUGAUCAUGAUGUACAUUUUUUUUUUGUGAUGCCCUCCAAAAAAAAAAGGCGUCUGUAGGUCUACCCUUGUUGGUGGCUGCCUUCACGGGCUGUCUGUGAACAUCAGAACCGCACUCGGGCCGAGCGCCAUGCCAUGUUGAUGUUGUUUGGGUUCAGAGUGGAGCUUCCAGGGACUUUCACAGCCCAUUUGACACAGUGUUAGAGAGCUUCAGGCAACAAACACACGCAAACAUACACACAUAUAUGGAGCACACGCAUACACGUUUAUAGGAGGCAGUGUGUGAUUGGAGGACGCUAUUUUCUUUUUUGUAAUGUAUUCUCCUAUGUGAUAUGAGAGUGUGGGAACUUCAAGCGCUCAUUCACUAGUUAAUGAAAUGAUCCCCCACCCCCUGUUGAAAUAACACACACUUUCCACUGUAGCCCCAAAUCUAAGCAGGGAGGGGAAGCGUCAGAUAAAACUUUUUGAAGGAGAGGCUUCAACACACACAAAUACAUUGACAAUGAAAUAUACCUACUUAACAGUAAUUAUUUCAUCAAAACAUCUCUUAGCCCUACUUUCACUGCCCAAAAACCACCCCUAAACUACCUAUCCAGUGUUAACAACAAAUUAAACAAAUAACCCAUACUUGCCUGUGUAGGUUUUCUUAUCUGAGAAUAUCUUGAGGUGCUGAUGUUGAUCACUGACAGGAAGAAUCGGGGCCGGAAGCAUUUGCUUGUCUGUUUAUACCAUCGGAGCGUACGAAGCAGGGCCUAAUACAUGUCUUGGGAAUUAAUGCCGGCGUAAAGGAGACGAGCUGAGGAGCAGGAAGUGAACUUUUGGCCGUAAUGCAGGAUGAGUUGAGGCAGAUAGAGAGGGACAGGAGCCAGGGUGAAAGCAAGCAGGGUGGAGCCUGAGCCAUUGUUCGCCUCUCAAAAGCCCACGCGGCCUUCUAAAACGCUCCAUUCACAAAACAAGUCAACGGUAUCUUUGCUUUUCCUUCCCCUCUUUGCUCGUUUUUGGAAUCAACCCGUGCUCGGUGUCACGGUGAUACGGCCGCACACACUGGAAGGCAUUCAAGCGCUUUGUGGCGAGGAUGUUGGGGAUUUAUCGUUGUGGGGGGAAAGAUUGGUCCGGGACCAACCAUUUAGGUAGGCUACUUACCAGGAAAACUACAGUAUAAUUAUUUCAAAAGAAUUAUAUCUCUUCCAAAGGCAAUGUUAUAGUGUAACCCGAACAGAAGGUAAAAAUUAUUUUUCAUUCAUCACAACACUUCACAACUGUAAUAACAUUUUCAUAGAAAUGGCAAAAUACAGUAGACGAACUGAACUGAAGAAAUUGCUUCACUUAAUCACUAGUUUAUAGGGCUCAACCACUGCUGCCAUACAAUGCAAGAAAACAUUUACUAAAUAUUUUAAGGUCGGGUUUACAUACUCUUUAAGCCAAAAGUUUUUGUUUUGUUUUUUUAGUUUGAACUACUUUCUUCUUCAUGUAAUUUUGAUCAGAAUUAAAAUAUCAGCUUACUAGCAGAUUGUAGCCAAUACUGCCCCAUUCAGCAAAGUAAAAAUAGCAAUACAAUGAGUCCCAAACUCAUCUAAUCAUUAUUAGGGGACAUUUAUACAAUAUGAUUUAAAUAUUAAACUUUCAAUUUGUUUGUAAGGUAAUAACUGACAAAAAUUGCAAAAGUAUUUUAUUCUAAAACAAUCAGUAGUUGUAUACAAGUAUUAACUAUCAGGCAAUAGAUACAAUAAAUAUUAACUCUUUAACUAGCCACUUUUUAGAUUAUGAUGCAUAUUUGUAUGCAUUAAGCUCCUUACAAAUGUCUUGUCACGAACUGCAAAAAGCCAGGCUUUACAACAACUGUCACUUGAAGAACAAUGAGGAAAUAAUGAAAAUAACUAGCAAAAACUACUUUAUAUAGUAUUUAAAUGUUAAAAUUUUUACUUUAUUGCUCCACUGACCUGGAGCAUGAGAUUGAAGUAAAACUUUUAAAUGUUAAGAUGAGCCUUUUAAAAGAUUCCAUUUAUUAGGCAAAUCCAAACAAAAGCCUUUUCGAAGUUGGUUAUCAACUUUAAAAAGAAAUUUUUUUUUCAUUUUUUAAAAUUAUGCUUGAUUCCUUAAGGCUUUUCAUUGCUUUUUAAAUGUCAUUGCAAGGCUCACAACUUUUCCAGCAUUUACAGUAUAUAAGUUAAAACAACGAAAAAGUGUCCAAAAUGGAAUCUCCUGACCAACAAGUUGCAAACAAGAAAGAAAUGGCUGCCUGCAAAGGACAGGAGCACAAACCCGACGUUAUUUAAACAGGGGAAAAAAUCUAUGACAGUCUUUGCAAUUUUAUAGAAUCGCGCGCCGGCUCUACAAUGUUGCCUUUUUGUGUGGAUAAUCAUAGGAGUCAGGAGCCACUAUUGUCUAGUGCCUGUUUCAUUUUUCUUCUUCUUUUUUUUAGGAAGUGCCAAAUUAUAUAGAGAACCCUGCCAAUUUCAUCGCAUAAGCUAAAAGUCUAUUUAAAAAAAAAAAUGUUUGAAUGUGCAUGCAGACACAAUCUGCUUUGUCUCUGAUCUAUUUGGUGAUUUAGUACUGUUGUUCGCGUGUCGCGUUUAUGGAACUGUGCCCAACCAAGCUUAUACUGAGCCUCAUUCUGAGCAGAUACAUUACAUGUUUCCAUAUUUUGUCCCAUCUUCAUUUCAUAUUUUGAGAUUCUCUUGAUUUUUUUGUCCCUAUGCUGAGAGACCGUCCCCUUACUUUGACUGUCUAAAGCUCCUGUGCCAAACUCAUCUUUAUCACGAGCCACAUCGUACUUUUCGUUUCAUACAGUCAUUAUCAGAGGUGGGUAAAGUAGCCAAAACUUUUACUCAAGUAAGAGUAGCGUUACUUCAAAAUAAUAUUACUCAAGUAAAAGUAGUCAUAAAAAAAACGUACUCAAGUACAAGUAAAAAAGUAGCUAGUGAAAAGAAUACUCAAGUAAUGAGUAACAUUGUGAGUCACUGCUUAUUUUUGCCAGAUUUUUUUUUUAAACAAUAUUUUUUUUUUCUCUCAGUGCAAACUCAUCUACUAGUAUAUGAACUGUUGUUAUAAUGAUACUGUACAAUAACCCAUUACUUAACCACAUUAACCCAAAGAAAUACAAACAAACAAACAAAAAAAAUCAUUGAAUUCUGGCGAGAGAAAAAAAAAAAAGCAUUAUUUUUCCAAUCAACAUUAGUGCCUUCUAGUGGAGAAAAUAGUUCCUAGUUUGAAUAGUGAAUACUGUACUGCCUUCGUGGUUACUAAUAUGAAAUUAAAAGGAUCAAAUCUCCGGAUUUCCGUGGUCAAUCGGAGCCAAAUAACAACUGAGAGAGAGGUUAAAAUCCGCGCUUUCUAGUCAUGUUGGGGGCAGCGUUCUAUGUCAAAUACUUUAUUUUUUAUGGUGCUUUAAAGAUGCCACGUGAUUGAACAGGCUGGCGUGAUCAUAGAACGGCAAGCUUGCAUCUGAUUGGUGUAAUGCAGUCAUGUGAUUAUUGUUGUGAUAUCUCAUUGGUGAAAUUAGUAGCGCUACUCUUGGCAUCGCUGGCAAAAAAUAAUAAAUUUAACAUGUAGAAUGAAGAGGAAGAAUGUAACGGCUCUUGUGUAGCCCAAAGUAGCGAAAUAAGAGUAGUUUUUUUUCCUCACAAAUCUGCUCAAGUAAAAGUAAAAAAUAUAUCUUUGUAAAACUACUCUUAGAAGUACUUUUUUCUCAAAAAGUUACUCAAGUAAAUGUAACGGAGUACUUUAACGCAUUACCACCCACUGCUGGUUAAUAUACUGUAUCUGCCAAAAAGGGCUACCACAAUUAAUCUACGGUACUAAUUGAUAACUAAUGGAAUAAAAAAUUAAUAAACAAGUAUUUUGAAAGUCAUCUAUUCAUUUACAGACAAAAUUUGCCCAAAUGUUAUUUUCUCUAAGCUCCUAAUAGCAAAUAUUCUUUAUGUCAUUUACAAUUUUUAGUAAAACAAAAGGGGAGAAAACCAAUAAUAAUCCUCUUUUAGUAAUUUUUGUUGAUUAAAAAAAGAAAACUAUUUUAAUGUAUAUUACUUAUUCACAUUAAAAAAACAACCAAAAAUAAAACAUUGCAUAUUGUCUUCAUUUUUUAAAAGGAAAAAAACGGAACUCCUUUAAUUUCUAUAGUCCUAGAUCUUUCUUUUAGACAUUACAGACAUUUAUUUAGAAUUUCAUUUCAACAAGAAACAUGACUGGGACAUACGUGAUUUUUUUUCACGGGCCACACAAAAUGACAUGGAAUGCCGGAUCUGGGUCCCUGGGCCUUGAGUUUGACACAGGUGGUCUAAAGGGACUUUUGAUUAGUCACAGUCAUCCUUUAAAGCUAAAGGCGGAACUGCAUUGUGAUACUCCAAAAGUCCGACACUGGCCCUUACUCCUUCUCACUAAAUCUUCCUGACCUUCCACUAAACACAAGCAGAACCCCCCUCUCACGUCCCGAUCCACUUACUUCCAGCUGUUUCUCAUGCUGAAGAAGACACUUGUCUAAAUGUUUACACCGAGGGCUACUUUCUUUUUUGCUAAGCCCUGAUCGAUUUCCAAAAUGAACCCCGCCACAGCAUACGUUGACCUCUUGUCACAGCCCGGCCCUGCUACCCCCACCACCAAGAAAAUGACCACUAGAAGGAUAUUAAAACCAGAGGAAAUGUGUAAUAAUGCUCAGAAAAGAUGCCAGUAAAGUAAACAUGUAUGAAAUUGCACAAUUGCGCUGGGGCUUUUGGGUGCACAGCAGCCAAGUCAUGCGCCCAGAUGAAAGGAAUAAGAGAAAAGAAGUGAAGCCAGAAACAAAACCAAUAGAAAGAGAUAGAAAGAAAAUGAAAAAGUUGCGCUUUGCCUGCUUUAACUUUUCUGUUUGGUGAACUUGAAAGUGUGCUUACCUUCAGGAAAUGAUGCAGCUCAUUGUCAGACUCUCUUGUGCUCAUCCGUCAUGUCAGUUCGCCCUCACAGUCAACAUUCAAAUGCAUCUCCAGCCUGAUGAGUAGCAAAAGCGCAAUUUUUGGCCAGAACAAACGCUCCUAAAACGAACCCUUUAAUGGGGAGCAUUUGUUCUUUUCACACAGUGUUUGCUGUGAGAGCUUCACUUGAAUAUAGUGGGAUUUUGCAAAGAAAAUGUACUGCAUUUUGUGGAAAAUGGCAGCACUGUACUUGAAAAUAAUCAAAAUUUUAAAUUUAUUUUUUAAUGUGAUAACAAUUAUUACUCUUAAUUCAUUUACUGGCAACCCUCCCAUUUUAAAAUGGAUUUUUCUAUCACCAUCAGUGGCAGUGAAUUAGUAUAUCAUUUUUAAAUUUGAGGAAAAAAUAGAUGAUUUCACCUCUUAAUUUAGUUUCAUUUUUCUCACGAUAUCAUUGAUAAAAUGUAGCAGAAAGUAUGUACCAUUCUUGUGGCAAUAUAAGACUUUCGUUUUAAGAUUUAUUAUUUUUUUUGCAUAUACUAUAUUACUAUACAUACAAUUUCUGUACAUUUCCUACUAAAUUCUUGUAAGUUAGUAUUCAUUGACAUUCAUGAAAGAAGCCAGUUUCUUUCAUUUUUCCUCAAAUGGUGAUAAAUAAUAGUACACGUACACACAAAUACACAAUUGGCUCAAUGCUAAAAACCUAAUGGAUCAUACAUUAUUUAGGGGGGUGGGUCCUUCUUUUUUUUGGUCCCUACGAUGAAAGAUGUCCCCAUUGUUGCGUAAAAGAAAGAAGACAUACAAGCAGGCAUUGUCACAAGCACGCAUGUACACACACGGCUGGGCUGCAGACUCCAGAUUAGAUCAGCUUUAAUGAGGUUGCCCUACCGCGUUUGGACUGUCGCUUCUUGUAGAAAAAGUCAUUAUUAAGGAGUGGGCGAUCGAAGGGAACACACUGAAAUACGUGCCAAGAUCUUACACAGCCUCAGGGUCCUCCUCCACACACAAACAUACACAUAUGCAGAGAUUACAGGCAGGAUUGAUGGGUUGGGCGGGUGGCUGGAUCGUGAUCUAAUGAGGAUGACUGCAAUGUCUUGUGCCCGACUGCGUUGUGGUUCAGGGAGAAGAAAGUUCAGCUGUGGGGCACACUGCCACACUGACAAAACACAAACACACACGCUUUUGCAAUGUCUUAAUUCAGAUGACAUUUAGCUGUGUCGUCUAUCGGUCACUUUGUAGCAAUAAAACCAAACAGUAUUUCUGCCUUAUUUUAAAAAAUGUCAAUAUGCUUUUAAUGAAAUGAAUGUAUUUAUUGCAUGUCCAAAUGUUUCAUAGUUUUUUGUGUACAUUUCAACUGUGGAUUUUUUUUCUAUAUAAAUAUAAAAUUGCAUUUAAGUAUGAUAAAAAAUAAUGUUGAUGAGGUUUUUAUUGUUUCAAAGUCAAUGUGAAAACAUGUUGCGAUUUAUGUCACUAUACUCAAAAUCUUCCUGGCAAUA